Messenger RNA from Diuraphis noxia (Russian wheat aphid), 541 nucleotides. Its product is annotated as opioid-binding protein/cell adhesion molecule-like. The record is from RefSeq and is a predicted model, not a curated record. Lineage: Eukaryota; Metazoa; Arthropoda; Insecta; Hemiptera; Aphididae. Gene Ontology annotation, cellular component: neuron projection membrane. Gene Ontology annotation, biological process: synapse organization.
GCCAGCCGGAAAACGAUCGACAAAUCGUGUAAGAAUGGUGGUGGCAUCUGGUUGCCAAUCUCACGGACAUCAUCAAAAAUUCAUUGCAUUAUUGAUACUGUGCUUUUUGGACUGUGGUCAAGGUGAUGGUAAAGAAAAACGAGAAAUAUCCAGUCCAAAAAGUAAAAGUGGACAACCAGGAGUAUCUGGUCACUCAGAAUGGCAACAACUAUGGUAUUCGAGUGUUGAUGAAUUUCAAAAGCUGACGGAGCCGCUUUUGGAUAACACCACUGAAACCAACCUCACUGUGCCAUUAGGAAGCACAGCUUAUCUUCAUUGCCGUGUCAGAAACUUAGGAGAGCGAACGAUAUCAUGGGUUCGCCGCAGGGACUGGCAUAUAUUGACUUCGGGCAUGUUCACGUAUACAAACGAUGAGAGGUUCACCGUGUUGCAUGCUGAGGGCUCUGAUGAUUGGACACUGAAAAUAAAAUACGUGCAAAAAAGAGACAACGGCACGUACGAGUGUCAGGUGAGUGAAAAACGACUUGUUGAUACAUCUUAA